This is a messenger RNA of Panonychus citri (citrus red mite), 1093 nucleotides long. RefSeq names its product ribose-5-phosphate isomerase-like (gene Rpi). Lineage: Eukaryota; Metazoa; Arthropoda; Arachnida; Trombidiformes; Tetranychidae. Bases 221 to 934 code for a protein of 237 amino acids. Gene Ontology annotation, cellular component: intracellular membrane-bounded organelle. The transcript is spliced from 4 exons. The record is from RefSeq and is a predicted model, not a curated record. Gene Ontology annotation, biological process: pentose-phosphate shunt, non-oxidative branch; D-ribose metabolic process. Gene Ontology annotation, molecular function: ribose-5-phosphate isomerase activity.
AGUUUUGAUUAUCUUACUUGAAGACAACAAGUCAACAACAAUCAGUUAAAUUGUUGUUUCUAUUUCUUUAAAUUGGUUAAUUAUUCAUUCAAUUAAACAAUUUCAAUACUAUUUCAUUGAAUUAACUGUUCCCUUUUUCCGGUUUUCGAGUUUAAUUGUUGUCGAAAUUGAAAACGCUUUUACCAGGAAAAUAUCGUCACGAACUAAAUCACUCGAAACAAUGGUCUCUAUUGAGGAAGCCAAGAAAAUCGUUGGUUCGUUUGUUGUUGAUGAUCUGCUAAAGGAUAAUAUGAUUCUCGGGAUAGGAAGUGGAUCAACAAUAAUUCCUGCAGUAGCCAAAAUUGCCGAGAAAGUAUCACAAUCUAAUUUAAAGGUUAAAUGUGUCCCGACAUCUUUUCAGGCUCGUCAAUUGAUUCUAUCAAAUAAUUUACCUCUUUAUGAUCUCGAAACUUGUCCAAAAAUUGAUCUGACAAUCGACGGAGCGGAUGAAGUGGAGACGAAAACUAAAUUCUGUAUCAAAGGAGGUGGUGGCUGCUUAUUGCAGGAGAAAAUUGUUGCUUCAGCUUCAACACAAUUAGCGAUUAUUUGUGAUUACACGAAAAUGAGUAAACAAUUAGGUGAAAAUUGGAAAAAAGGUAUUCCUAUUGAAGUGAUUCCAAUGAGCUAUGUUGUGGUCAAGAAUAAGAUUGAAUCAAAGUUUGGUGGUCAAGCCAAUUUGAGAAUGGCCAAAGCAAAAGCAGGUCCAUUGGUCACUGAUAAUGGUAAUUUCAUUCUCGAUUGGGUUGCUCCUUAUAAUCAAGAUUCUGCUACUCAAUGGGAUCAAAUUAAUCAAUCGUUGAUGAUGAUUCCUGGUUUAGUUGAGACUGGAUUGUUCAUAGAAAUGGUUGAUUUCGUUUACUAUGCUGAUCGACUUGGUGCUGUUCACAAGAUUUAGAAUUACAAUUUUUAGAUUGAUUGAUUUUUCUUAAACUCAUCUUUUUUCAUCUCUCUUUUAACCAACACUCUGUUUCCAUUGUACAGUCAAUGAAUAUUCAAUCUUUUGAUUGGGAUGUUAAUCUUAAUUGUAUCGAUUAAAAUCAAUGAUGAAAGGCAA